GAGUAGGCACGACCGGGUGGGUGCGGGCUUGCUCUUGGGGGUGGCGGAGGUGGUAGGCGGCGGCGAGAUUGUGGGUUGAAGUUUUAGCAGUAAUUUAACAAGAGACAAGAAAAAAAGGGUUAUUGGGCGUAGGAGAAAUGACCGCCGAACUACAGUGUGAAAACGAAGAGAGCGCGGAAAAGACGCAACAGUUCCUUGUUAACCAACUGCGGGAAAUCACAGGAACACAAGACAUCCGAAUUUUGCAAAAAACACUGAAGGCCAGUAAUUGGGAUGUAAGUCAAGCCAUCAGCCUUCUUACUGCUCAGGAGCCAGAGACAGAGGUCACUGCAGUAGAACCAUCAGCCACAGAAGGAAGUGCAGUUGGUAGAGAUGUGGAGAAAAACAGCACUGAUGUUACUCAUAACGAUAAUGAUGAUCUUCAGGCCGCCAUACAGCUGAGUUUACAAGAGUCUUGCUGUGCUCAAGUGGAAGAAAGAGACUUAAACAGAGCUUUGGAAGCCAGUGUUGCUGAGAGCAAGGCUUGUGUAAAGCGGAAAAGGUGCGAAGCUUGGGGAGAUAAUUCUUUGAACCCUACUGAUUGGAUUAGGCAAAAUGACUGGCCAGUGGGGAUGAAGAAUGUUGGAAACACAUGCUGGUUCAGUGCUGUUAUACAGUCCCUGUUUCACUUGCCACAAUUCCGAAAAUUGGUCUUGAAUUAUAGUGUUCCUCAAAGCAUCUUGGAAAACUGCAAAAACCAGAGGGUGAAGAGAAACAUUGCUUUCAUGCAGGAGCUUCGGUGUCUCUUUGCCCUCAUGGUUGGUACUAAUCGAAAGUUUGUAGAUCCUUCUGCCGCUGUUGAGUUGCUGAAAGAUGCUUUUCGCACAACUGAAGCCCAACAGGAUGUUAGUGAGUUCACCCACAAACUCCUAGACUGGCUAGAAGAUGCCUUCCAGUUGACAGCUGAUGGAAAUAACCCAGCUGGAAAACAGGAAAACCCAAUGGUCCAACUUUUUUAUGGCACCUUCUUGGCAGAACGAACACAUAAUGGUAAAACCCUAUCCAAUAUUGAACGUUUCGGACAGUAUCCUUUGCAGGUAAAUGGCUUUGACAGCUUACAUGAAUGCCUGGAAGGUGCCAUGGUUGAAGGAGAGAUUGAGGCCUUGCAUUCAGAUCAGACCAUCCAUUCCAGCCAAGAGCGCUGGUUUUCAAAAUUGCCUCCUGUUUUGACAUUUGAACUUUCACGGUUUGAGUUCAACCAAUCGCUUGGGCGACCAGAAAAGAUUCAUAAAAAACUGGAGUUUCCGCCGGUCAUUUAUAUGGACAGGUAUCUUCAUAAAAACAUGGAACUGACACAUACCAAGAGAAAGGAAGUUAAGACGUUGAAAGAACAAAUGAUUUUUCUUCAACAGAGAUUAGAAAGCUACCUAAGCUAUGGCUCAGGACCAACAAAGUAUCCAUUGGCUGACAUGUUGCAGUAUGUCUUGGAGUUUGCUUCCACACAGCCCACUAAUUUCUCACCCACUCAAAACAUCAGAAUUGCUGCCCUGCCACAGAAUGAAACCAUCACCUUAGCUACAGAAACACCGCUAGAGCUAACCAGCCUUGCAGAAACUGAGACCUUGACGCCACAAGUGGAUAAUGAGGUGGCAUCUCCAGCAUGCCCGAGAAUACCAGGUUUCAAGCCUUUUACACAUUGCAACACAACCACGGAUGCCCCUCCAUACCCAGCCCCCCAUAGUGUGACUGAGGAAGAACUAAUCUUCAUCAAAAGUUGUUUGCAGCGCUGGCGAAGAGAGGUGGAACAGAACAUACAAGAGUUGAAAGACAAUAUUGAAACAAUCAAAAAUACAUUAGAAAACAUAUAUUCAGAUGACCAGUUUUGCCAGGUCCCAUAUAGACUCCAUGCUAUCCUUGUUCAUGAGGGUCAAGCUUCAGCAGGACAUUACUGGGCAUAUAUUUUUGACCACGAAGCCAAACGCUGGCUAAAAUAUAAUGACAUCUCUGUUACUGAGUCGUCUUGGGACGAACUAGAGAGAGACUCCUUUGGUGGAAUGAAGAAUGCCGCAUAUUGCCUUAUGUACAUAGAUGAUAACUUACCAAACCCCAUAGCAGAGGAGACAGAUGUAGAGACGGGGCAAGUGCUAAAAGGACUAGACUCCUUGCCUGCUGUUCUUCGGCGUUAUGUGUGGGAGGAUAACCGUUGGUUUCAGCAGGAAGUGGAAGAGUGGAAUGAGGAACAGUUUCGGAAAGUUCCACAAAAAGAACAUCCUGUGAGCAUGACCGCUGAAAGCCAGGAAACUACUCAGUCAGUAAACACCUCUGAAGAUCUGACUGUUCAACAAACCCAUCGGUCUUUGUCAGAAGAACAUGCUGGUAUUUCAAAGGAGCAGACUGCCCAGGCCAUUGCUAAUACUGCUGAGUGCUAUGAAAAAAAUGGUGUUGAAGCUGCACUUACAGAGCAGUCAGAAUCAGAACCCAACAACAGCUCUGGGGAGGCAGGAAUGACAUCUGUCUCUGUAAGCGAGAACACAGAGAUUCAGGAGCAGUCGAGCAAAACAGAUGAAAGACCGGCUGAAAGCCAGGUCUCGGAAGUGGAGAUUCCAAAUGUGGGCAAGAUUCUAGUUCGCUCUGACGGAGAUGGUUAUAAUGAGGAGAUGAUGCUAACACCAGCUAUGCAAGGAGUCAUCUUGGCCAUAGCAAAAGCCAGACAGGUCUAUGACAAAGAUGGACCUGAAGCUGCACUCAUAAAGGCUUUUCAUGAAGAAUAUUCACGGCUAUAUCUUCUGGCUCAGGAACAAGCCACACCACAGAAUGACCCUCGGUUACAGCAUGUUUUAGUCUACCUCUUUCAGAACAAUGCACCCAAGCGUAUCAUAGAGAGAACGCUGUUAGAACAGUUUGCUGACAGAAAUCUUAGUUAUGAUGAAAGGUCUAUUAGCAUAAUGAAAGAGGCUCGUGCCAAACUACGUUUGAUUGGACCAGAAGACAUGGAUAUGGAUGAGUACAGGAAAUGGCAUGAAGACUACAGUCUUUUUCGUAAAGUAUUUGUGUAUCUUCUAACAGGACUUGAGCAAUACCAGAAUGGAAAAAUUUCAGAAGCUGUCACUUACCUAGUAUAUGCUUACCAGAACAACACAACAUUGCUGAUGAAUGGAAAUACUAGGGGAGUGGAGGAAAAACUGAUUGCACUUUAUAGGAGGAGAUGUUUGAAGGAUCUUAAUGAGAAUGCUGCCAGACUCUUUGACAGUGGAGAGGAGACUGAUGUAGCAGAAUGCAUGAGAAUUAUGAAUGAUAUAGUGAUUCCUUGCAUGCAUUUGAUGAUCACCAAUGACAUCUGUAAGGAAGAUCUAGAUGCUAUUGAGACUCUGAGGAACCGCUGGUGUUCUUAUCUCGGACAGGACAUAGAUGCUGCUCUACAAGAAAAAUUAGGAGAAUUUUUACCAAGACUAUUGGACUGUUCUGCUGAAAUCAUUGUACUUAAGGAACCUCCAAAGAUAAGGCCACAUUCAUCUCAUGAUCUUUGCAGUCGAUUUGCUGCAGUAAUGGAAUCAAUCCAUGGAGUAACACCAGUGACUGUGAAAUAAGACUUCACAAGCUCCAAACCCACAACUGUUGCUCAUCCAGGGGGUUCAGGUUAGAUGUUUGAAUGUCUCCAAAUGCAAGAACAAAAUAUUUUAAGGCAGUUAUUCAAUAUUCACUGAUUCACAGUUUGCCUUACAUUUGUACUUUUCCCCUUGGAUUAUGAGGUCCCAAGUAUGUUUAGAGAUUUUUUUUUUAACAUAAGACUAGUUCACAUUGAAAACUGGUAUUGGAUAGAUGUAUUGUGGCACCGUGGUGUAGUCUACGGCUCAACAUGGUGAGGCACAAAUUGAAAUACUGCAUCCUUCCCCAUAUUGAUUGCCAAACAACAUUCCGCCAGAAGAUGAAGGCAUUGGUAUUGAAUUGAGGAGCUUGUACUCUGUGGAAAAGUUUGUUUGCCGGAGGUGAUUUCAAAUGCUAUCUGUGCCCCAACUAAAAAGUACAACAGAACUGUUGUCAGAAGGUGCUUGUGAGAAUCAGAUUGCUGGGUGCAAUACAUGAAAUCUUUGCUAUCAACAUGUUAAAAAUACAGAAUACAUUUAUUUUGUUAUCAUUGGUUAACUAUGAAAGAGGCAAUGGACAGUUUGUCAUUAACUAAAAAUGUCCCAGCUCAUAAUAAUGUGCAAUAUAAGGUUAGAUUAUUGAAGCUUAUUUAGGAAUACCGCAAGUAAACAUACUGAUUACAAAAAAUACACAGGUUUGACCUUGUAAUAGAUAAUCUUGGUACUCCAAAAACAAAAUCAUUUUCUCAUGUUAAUGUGUACUGUAUAUACGGUAUCCUGACAACCCUGUCCUAACAUAAUAUCAACAGCCAAUUGCGAUAUUUUGGGCAUGUAGUUAGGAUGCUACCCUUGGCAUCUUCUAGAUGGAAUGUGUGCCAUUCACAACUCACAGGGAGAAGACCCAAGGGAAACUCCAGGACCUACAGUAGUAGGGGGAUUCUGUAUCUUGAUUAGCCUGGAAAUGUCUGGAAAUUACCCAGGAAAAUCUGGAAAAAGUUGCUGAGAAUAAGCAACUAGGAAAAGUCAAUGAUGGUAAUUAUAAUCAUCAGUUCGGGUCAUCAUCAACAUCAUUUCACAUAUGUGAUCUUGUGUUGAGGUGAUUUUUUUUUUUAUACCGCCAAUGUAGUGUGGAAAUCUUAUUAAUUUUAGUAUCAAGGUAUUGGCAUCAAGAACAAAGUAAAAAAAAAAAAAAAGAGUCCUGAUUUGAAUUAAUUUCAUAAAAGUCCCGUUAUUUGUAUUAAAGAUCUGUGCUGGUUAAUGUUCUAUUCUCACCUUGGACCUCUCUGGUUCUGUGCAUGUUUAACAUUAUUUCUUCUUGUUUUUUUAUUUUUUAUUUUCUCUCAUAAUUCAUCUAGACGGUAAUUUUUUAAUGUUCAGAUUUGACAUUUCAUUGCACCUGGUGUAUUUUGGUUUUCAUUUGGGAUAUGGGUGCCAUUGCUGACCAUGUGAUUACAGGCAUUUGAGUGUGACAUUGAAUAUUUAAGAACAAGCCCCACAUUCACAUAUUGUCUGACAUUUGUUAAAGGGAAGGUUAUUUAAAUCAGUAGUGUCAAUUUCUAGAGUUUAUUCUAUUCUAAAGAGUUUCAUAAAAUUCUUCAUUCACCGUUCUGUUUUCUGCGUUUUGCAUUGCCCAUUCCAGUUUGAAGACAAAUUUAGUUGUUUUAACUCCAAAUUCUGAUCCAAUCAAACUACUUUGUCCUUGUUUCACAUCAUGUUUUUUAAUUUUUUUUUUUACCACUGAAAUAAAAAAAAUAAUUAACCAGUGUUUCUGUUCAAAGAAUAGAUAGAUUGGUUUAAUUAUGUCAGGACAGACUAUUGCCUACCUUGAUCUACUAAAAUAAUUUUCUAGGUUAAUGGCACAAUCUGAACUUUCAGCCUUAUGGUCUCUUAGAGAAUGUUACGUGUUUUAUGUUUUUAAAGCAGCCCCAUAGCUGUAAAAUAUUACACUACAUACACAAUAUAAUUUGAAACACUUCUAGAAAGUGUUGUCAGCUUAUAUUAUAUAUGCAAAUGUAAAAAUUAAAUGAUUUUCAAAACUAUAAAGGAGAGUUAACUGAUUUCAGCUGUGAUACUCCAUCAGGUGACACACAGCAUAUUAAGAUUAGUGAAAUUUUAGCUUGAAAUCAACUUUAAUUUAUACUCUUAACUACAUAAUAUCAACUUCAACUGAGUUAAUUUUAAGUCCUGACUUGACAUAUGGCAAUUUUCUUAUACUGUGUUUGUCAUUUCAUACCACCAUUAUAUGGCCUCUCAGUAUUUAUUGAAUUAUAAACAACACAUACAUGCUGCUUGAAUAGCUAUAAAGGAUAAUUAAAAAUAUUAUUUGGGAAAAAUAGUAUAGAAAUCAGAGAUUUUCCAGCUAUACACAAUAUUUUAUUAAUAAUAGCAGAUUGUUAAAAAUUAUGGCAUACUGUGCAAUUGUGUUUACAUUUCUCUAUAAUAUAAAAUGAAAGAUUGGAAAGAUUGGAUUUUUAAUAGGAAAAUAUUAACCAUGUGGCAGUUUCAGGAACACCGUGGUGCUUCCUGGUAGACAGACAAGAUCUUAAUUUUAUGGUGGGAAUGGUUAUUCUCAGCAGGACAGUGUAAGCCACAUUAACUAUGUAACACUACAGUGUAUUUCUCAAAGUAUAACUGUAUGAGCAACUAUGGUUUGCUUUUCUUAUUUCAUGUCAAUUUAAAUGUACUGAAUACUUUAAGGUAACAUCAGUUGAACUGCAAAGAUGAUACUCUUGGAAACAAUAGGAAAUAACUUUUGACUUGUUAUCACCAACUGUUUGUGUACAUUUUUGUUCUGGAGCUAAAAACUAAUGCCAAAUUAUUCAUUGACAAAUUUAUUUCUGAUUUCAUAUUCAGUAUCUUCAAUAUUUUUAAGCAGAGCCUUUGAAGAAAUAUGUUACCUACUCAUUCAGUCUACAAUAAAAUAUGUAGUUUGUUUCCUGCUUCCAUUCAGUGUAUCUGCUGUGUUCAUAUGGAGGUGCAUUAACUGAAUCAUUCUCUUCUCCUCUCCUUUACAGAUGUGGUGUAUAGGUUUGAGAUAUGUCCUAGUUAGUUUGAGAUGGAAGGACAACAUAGUCAUUCAUCUCCAGGUAGACAUAUGCAAUCAUAUUUAGGAGGCACUUUUGAUGGCUGUUGCACUUGAAUAUAUAAAUAAAUAUAUAUAUAUAUAUAUAUAUAUAUAUAUAUAUAUAUAUAUAUGUUUCUCACAUGUGCACAUUUAGUUAUUUUUCAUUAAUUUGUCUGCCAUCAAACACAAGCCUUGAUAUAAAUAGCUGACUAAAAAAGGAAAACAAUAGUUAAUGGUUGUAUGUGAUAGACACAUGCUAUAUUUCCCUGUAGUCACAAAAGAUUAUUGUCAUUCCCACAAUCUAGUAUUAGUUUCUAAUUAUUUAGCUGUUUCCCAUUUUUCUUUAUGCUUAAUAUAAAAUGUUUUGUUCACUUUUUCUAAUUUUUUUCUGGUAUCAUGCUGAGUACCUUUUGUUUACCACAAAAAUACAAUAUGCUCCUGAUCAACAAGACUGCUAUAGACAUUUCAUCUCUCAUUUGGUGUACUUGCAAUCUUAUAGUACAAAUAAAAGAAUCCCACUACACUUGGAUUUAC
Polypterus senegalus (gray bichir) is the source of this 7161-nucleotide messenger RNA. It is a transcript of the gene usp28, whose product is annotated as ubiquitin specific peptidase 28. Gene Ontology annotation, biological process: DNA damage checkpoint signaling; regulation of protein stability; protein deubiquitination. Gene Ontology annotation, cellular component: cytosol; nucleus. Gene Ontology annotation, molecular function: cysteine-type deubiquitinase activity; protein binding; cysteine-type endopeptidase activity. The record is from RefSeq and is a predicted model, not a curated record. Lineage: Eukaryota; Metazoa; Chordata; Cladistia; Polypteriformes; Polypteridae.